UGGUGUGCAGAGGGGAGGAAAAAAACACAGUACCACCCGAAAAAUUUAAAAAUGCUCAAUCAGAUGUAGUUUAACUUUACAGAUACAGAUACGAUGGACUCCUGAUUGUAAACGGCACACUUGGUUCGGGGACUCCUACAUCGGAUGCCAUUUGGAGUGCCAGUCAGCUUUUUUUUUUUUGUACUGCAACCACGCGAACCGGCGACAUGCAAAAGUGUCACAACUAUUAAAAAAAAGAAGGGGAAAAAAGCAACGCAAGUACAGAAGAGUAUCGCUUAUCGCUAAUUAUCGGAAACAGUUAAGGGUUGACGUGCCCCCCUCGGUUAGGUUAGGGUUAUUGGGUGAAAGGUUACUUGUCUGUUUACUUGAGAAUGCACAAUGCAGCAAGCCUGUCAGCCUGUCUGGGCUCCAUGGGGCUGCUGCGUCUUUUCGGGGUGUCCUGGCCCUGGAGUGUGGUGGCGGGAGUCGGGGUGUACCUGGGCACCAGCAGCUGGAAGUAUUUCUACGUGGCUGCGCUGACCGCCAAGAGAGAUGUCACCGGCCUGUGUGUGCUACUAAGAGUCAAGAUGGCUCUGUGGCGUUACAUGCGCGACGGAAGCAACAUCCUCACCAUGUUUGCCCAGACGGUGAAACGCAACCCGAACAAGAUUGCACUGAUCUACGAGGCCACGGGGGAAUCAUGGACGUUCACCCAGUUAGACCAACUGUCCAACUCGGUGGCCAACUGGGCCAGAAGUCAGGGCUGGGUCACUGGAGACGUGGUGGCGCUCUUUAUGGAGAGUCGACCGUUGCAGGUGGCACUCUGGCUGGGCUUGGCCAAGGUCGGCGUGGAAGCUGCUCUCAUCAACUUCAACCUCCGCAAGGACUCCCUCCUGCACUGUAUCGGGGUGUCUCGGUCUCGGGCUCUUGUGUUUGGAGCUGAGCUUGCCGAUGCCAUGUCGGAGAUCAGCGCCUCCCUCAGUCAGGCCAUGGUGAGGUUUUGUACCGGAGACCACAGCACUCAUCAUGGCGCCUACCUGGGUGCGACACCCCUUGAUCCGAUCUUAGCGUCCACACCGAGGCACUCCCCUUUACCUUGCGUUCAGCAUAAAGGCAUGAAUGACUGUUUGUUUUACAUCUACACCUCUGGCACCACAGGACUACCCAAGGCUGCUAUUGUCGUGCACAGUCGGUACUACAGAAUCGCUGCUUUCGGCUACUAUGCUUUUCGUAUGCGCCCGGAUGACAUAAUCUAUGACUGUCUUCCUCUCUAUCACUCUGCAGGUAACAUCAUGGGUGUCGGCCAGAGUCUGAUAAAUGGACUGACUGUCGUCGUCAAGAAGAAAUUCUCAGCGAGUCGCUUCUGGGAUGAUUGCAUCAAAUACAACUGCACAGUGAUCCAGUAUAUUGGUGAAAUUUGCCGCUACCUGCUGUCUCAGCCGGUGCGACCGUCAGAAAAGGCCCACAAGGUUCGCUUGGCGGUUGGAAACGGCCUGCGUCCAAGCGUGUGGGAAGCCUUCACCCAGCGUUUCGGCGUGGCGCAGAUCGGCGAGUUCUACGGAGCCACGGAGUGCAACUGUAGCAUCGCCAAUUUGGACGGCAAGGUGGGUGCCUGUGGAUUUAACAGUCGCAUUUUGCCCAGUGUUUACCCCAUUCGCCUGGUCAAAGUGAACGAGAGCAACAUGGAGCUGGUCCGGGAUAGCCGGGGUCUUUGUGUCCCUUGUCAACCUGGUGAGCCUGGGCUCCUGGUUGGCCGCAUCAACCAACAGGACCCGCUGAGGCGCUUUGACGGCUAUGUUAACCACGAAGCUACUAGCAAGAAAAUAGCCCAAAACGUCUUUAAGAAGAACGACUCAGCCUAUUUGUCAGGUGACGUCUUGGUGAUGGAUGAAUUAGGCUACAUGUAUUUCCGCGACCGCAGCGGCGACACCUUCCGCUGGCGGGGUGAGAACGUGUCCACCACAGAAGUGGAGGGCAUAUUGAGCAACCUCUUGGAUCAGACUGACGUCGCCGUGUACGGCGUGACGGUGCCAGGUGUCGAAGGGAAGGCGGGCAUGGCAGCCAUCGCGGACUCUGAUGGCACUUUUGACUGCGACGCGUUUCUGCAGAAGGUCCAGACGGCUCUCCCGCCGUACGCUCGGCCGGUGUUCCUAAGACUUUCGCCGAGCGUGGACACCACCGGUACCUUCAAAAUCCAGAAAACCAGGCUGCAGAGGGAGGGCUACGACCCACGGUUCACAAGCGACCGACUCUACUUCUUAAACGUGAAAAUCGGCCGCUACGUGGCGAUGGACGACGAGCUCUUCGUUUCCAUAAUGGAGGCCCGGGUGCAUUUGUGAUGCGGAAGUCUGGAAUUUUAAUCCUUCAGGGAGCAGAGUUGACACGACUACUCACCGAGGCAGCACUGUUACAGGGGAUUCCUUUUGUUUGUUUUUAACACAGUAGGAGUAAGAUGCUGCAUCACGUGAGGGCAUUUAUUACCUCUUCCACCUCACAGAGCCUUCGCCGCACAUACUCGAGUGCGAUCCUGACUUACAAGGACAGUAUGGCGGCUAGAUCAACUUUGCCGCAGGGAAGUUCGAGCUAUUCUAGCCGGGUUAAGCGACACCAUGUAAGGGCUUGCAAGGUCAAAUACUAAUGUUUAUAGUGCUCUGGAUGGAAAAAAAAAAAUCCAAUCCAUCUUCAUGUCCACAUGACUCAAAACCAACAAUUGUUAACGUGCCUUAUAUUAAAAAAAAAGUCAUAAUGCGA
Molecule: messenger RNA, 2730 nt
Organism: Hippocampus comes (tiger tail seahorse)
Lineage: Eukaryota; Metazoa; Chordata; Actinopteri; Syngnathiformes; Syngnathidae
Gene: slc27a1a
Product: solute carrier family 27 member 1a
Exons: 13
Coding region: 372-2318 (648 amino acids)
Biological process (GO): long-chain fatty acid import into cell; medium-chain fatty acid transport; long-chain fatty acid metabolic process
Cellular component (GO): plasma membrane; endoplasmic reticulum membrane; mitochondrial inner membrane
Molecular function (GO): long-chain fatty acid transmembrane transporter activity; oleoyl-CoA ligase activity
Source: RefSeq, a predicted model, not a curated record